GCUAAGGUUAGGUUUUAGCUCAGAACAGUUCAAGAGCUCGAAGCAGAAAGAUGAACCUCAGUCGAGUGUUGUUUGGAAUAAUAUUGCUAGUGCUGCUGGUUGAAGGAAGUGUUGCCUCGAGGCGUAAACGGCGAGGAGUGCACGUAAAACUUCCUGGCAGCCACAAUAAUGUGGCCCUGACGGCUGCUGUCCGCGAUCUUAAGGACAAGCUUAACGAGCAAACCAAAGUCUUAAAUCGUCUGGCCAAUGCCACGGAGCAAUUAUCCACCAAAACAGAAGCCAUACCUCGCAACUGCGCCUUCACCGACAAGUACGGGUACACCCGCAUUCAGUUGGAGGAGACCAGCAAACCAUUUGAUGUGUUCUGCGAACAGGCUCUGAAUGAGGGUGGCUGGACACUGGUGCUGCAACGCUUUAACGGCACCAAACGCACCGCCAAGGAGUUCCGAGAAGGGUACAAUAGCAUCCAGGCUGGAGAGUACUUCCUGGGAACCGAUAAGUUGUACGCUUUGACGCAUUCGCGAGAUCACGAGCUGCUCUUCGUAUUGGAGUUCAUCGACCGGUCAACGCGCACUUACCAGGCACCGCGGUUUGUGCUGAAAAGCCCGCAAGCGCACUCCAUUUGGUCGCAGGAGCAGGAAACGAUUCGCUACACAUGGCAAAAGUGGGAGCAGGAAAUAGCUCGCUUGCCAGCUGGCAGCUCCUGGGAAUCCUUUGAACCGUGCAACUCCUCUAUCUGUGGUCCGGAACGCUUCCUGGUCUUUCUGCUCAAGUGGAAGCCCUAUGGCAGGACGCCCGGCCAUUCGACUCUUCAAGCUGCUGCUCCGCCCGACCAAUGCAUACUGGUCAUCAAAAAAUAAUUAAAGUAUAUCCUUUUGCUGAUAUACCAUUGUAAUAUGAUCAAUCAAAAUACAUGGCUUGCUAUCCCCUUAAAUGAAAGAAAUUAACACAGAGUUUACAUUUUC
Drosophila ananassae is the source of this 965-nucleotide messenger RNA. RefSeq lists its product as uncharacterized. The record is from RefSeq and is a predicted model, not a curated record. Bases 51 to 860 code for a protein of 269 amino acids. NCBI's taxonomy places the organism in Eukaryota, Metazoa, Arthropoda, Insecta, Diptera, Drosophilidae. The transcript is spliced from 3 exons.